Molecule: messenger RNA, 1305 nt
Organism: Hermetia illucens (black soldier fly)
Lineage: Eukaryota; Metazoa; Arthropoda; Insecta; Diptera; Stratiomyidae
Product: hydroxyacyl-coenzyme A dehydrogenase, mitochondrial-like
Exons: 3
Coding region: 214-1146 (310 amino acids)
Biological process (GO): fatty acid beta-oxidation
Cellular component (GO): mitochondrion
Molecular function (GO): (3S)-3-hydroxyacyl-CoA dehydrogenase (NAD+) activity; NAD+ binding
Source: RefSeq, a predicted model, not a curated record
UAGUAUCGAAAGUGUGGCUUCCGAUCCGGUCGGUGCGGCAUUGUGGAGUGUCACAAGUUUUGCGUGUCCACUUAUCAGUGUGUACGGUGUUUAGAACUGUUUCGUAUUCGUGGCGGUUCGCGGUGAAGAGGAGCUUGAUAAGCAACACUCCCUCGGUAAUUAAGUGUAUUCGUUCGGUGUCUUUCAAAGUUUCUGGAGUGCUACUGCGGUAAAAUGGCAUCGACUGUGUUGCAAACUUUCGUUCGUAAGAUGUCCUCAUCGGCGGCGAAGGAGAUUAAACACGUAACAAUCAUCGGAGGCGGCCUGAUGGGAUCGGGAAUCGCUCAGGUCGCAGCCGCUUCAGGAUUCGAUGUCGCAUUGGUUGAAGUCAAUGAUCAAAUAGCUGCAAAGUCUUUGGACAGCAUUAAAAAAAGUUUAACUCGUGUUGCACGCAAGCAAUUUAAAGAGAAUGAAGACGCCCAACAGAAGUACAUUGAGGAGACCAUUCAACGAAUUGAUGGAACAUCUGAUCUUAGCAAAUCUGUUAAAGGAACAGAUUUGGUCAUAGAAGCUAUUGUUGAAAACAUGAAAAUUAAACAUGAAUUGUUCACCAAAAUCGAUAGUGCCGCCCCGCCACAUACAAUUUUCGCAAGUAACACAUCAUCGCUACCAAUCACUGAAAUAGCCUCCGUUACCAAGCGAAAAGAUCGCUUCGGUGGAUUGCACUUCUUCAAUCCAGUGCCUGUUAUGCGUCUCUUGGAAGUAAUCCGAAUCAAUGAGACUUCAGAUGAGACUUACAAAAAAAUGGUGGCAUUUGGUGAAGCCAUGGGGAAAACAUGUAUCACAUGCAAAGACACACCUGGAUUCGUUGUAAAUCGUCUUCUAGUACCUUACAUGGCUGAAGCAGUUCGUAUGUUGGAACGCGGAGAUGCUUCCGCUCGAGACAUCGAUACCGCUAUGAAAUUGGGAGCUGGCUAUCCAAUGGGACCGAUUGAAUUGUCAGAUUAUGUUGGACUGGAUACUACACAUCAUAUUUUGAAGGGAUGGAACGAGAAAUAUCCUAAUGAUCCUUUGUUCAAGCCAAUCAAACUUUUGGACAAGCUUGUUGAAGAGAAGAAGUUUGGAGUGAAAUCAGGCGAAGGUUUUUAUAAAUACAAUAAGAAAUAAAGCUGGAAAUUCACAGCGAACAUUGAACGUAGUCAAAAAGCAACACGCAUUUACCAACGCCACCCAUAAUCGUGCGCCCUAGGUGCCUUCGAGAUUGAUAUAUUUUUUUAAAACAUCUAUUUUUUUCCAUCUUAUAAAUAAAAAAAGUCAAUGUGAGAA